GAGAACCCCUGCUGUGGCACCGACUCCAGCCGGUAUCGCCUCACUGUGCUGCGCUGCCUGCCUCGCCUGCAGAAGCUCGACAACCAAGUGGUAGCAGAGGAUGAAAUCGCACUUGCUCUCAUGGAGGGUGAAGAGGUCACCACCCCUCCAGGCAGCGUCCAAAACCAACUUUCCACCAACGGACUUCCAGACGCAGAGACGGAGAACGACCCGCUGAACUACAACAUGGAGGAGACAAA
Messenger RNA from Plectropomus leopardus (leopard coralgrouper), 239 nucleotides. The record is from RefSeq and is a predicted model, not a curated record. Lineage: Eukaryota; Metazoa; Chordata; Actinopteri; Perciformes; Serranidae.